Molecule: messenger RNA, 6453 nt
Organism: Malurus melanocephalus (red-backed fairy wren)
Lineage: Eukaryota; Metazoa; Chordata; Aves; Passeriformes; Maluridae
Gene: ZNF821
Product: zinc finger protein 821
Exons: 8
Coding region: 4953-6191 (412 amino acids)
Biological process (GO): regulation of transcription by RNA polymerase II
Cellular component (GO): nucleus
Molecular function (GO): DNA-binding transcription factor activity, RNA polymerase II-specific; RNA polymerase II cis-regulatory region sequence-specific DNA binding
Source: RefSeq, a predicted model, not a curated record
CUGUGGCGUCACACCGAAGGAGAGUCGCACCGAAGUCCAGCCCGGGCCUAGGCACGGUGUCUCCGGGGUACGCAAGAUCCUGGUGAGCGGAGCCGGCACAAGGRCUCCCGGUGAGCUGCCGGUGGAGGCGGCUGGGGCAGGCGAUCCCCGGCGCGGGCACGGAUGAGCUCCCGCGGGCGGUCGGGAGUCACACGCUGGGCUGGAUCCAUGGCAAACAGAUGAGCCCUCUGCAGAGGGGAGGAACACUCUGUGGUCCCAGGUCAGGGAAACAUGUCCCGUCGGAAACAGACCACUCCUAACAAAGUUCACUCCUGCUGUGUGUCUGGAGGGCCCAGAAAUGCCGUGCAGUGCCCUGACGAGGAUAAUCGGAGASAGCAUCGGCUCCAAGAACGGGGUGAGCCAGCAGAAUGAGGAGUCAGGCUGAGACAUAGCAGACACGUUACUGGGACUUCUUCACAGGGACUGCAGUGGUUGGGAGGAGAGGAAUGAAAGGGACAGCAGGUAUGCAGCUUUUUACGCAGUUGCCUGCAGCUGGGGUCUGAUUUGGCAGGCUACGGGGCUGGGGUAGUGCCUUUUGGAUUUGCAUAAAUACGACUGUGAAUAUAUGACUGGACAAAUUUGAUGGGAGGAUGGUGCCUACUUCUUCCUUGCAUGGCCACUCCAUGUUCUCUUCUUUCUUGGACUCACUAGGGCAAGUGACAACUGCAGAUCUCCUCUCCCUGGCUUGCUUGGUGCCUCUUUCCAGGAUUACUUUCCAGGCUUGGCAUGGCCCUCGUUUCACCUUACUCUCACAACAUGGUUUGCUGUCCUCACCUAGCACAGAAUCACUUUGUUUGACAUGCAGAGCAACCAGCUAGGAGAUUGUAUGCUUACAAAUAGAAGUUGAUGUGGAAGGAAAUUCAAAAUAAUACUGAAACAGUGAUUAAACAAUGAUAAAAAUAAUGGUAAAAUGUAUUGCAAAAGUCUUACUGUGCAUGAUGGCCAGUCCUACAGUUUUAAUUUCCCCCUGCAGCACAUAAAUGUCUUUUAAGAAUUUAAUUUUGUUUUUCCAUGUGGUCCAUGAAAAGCAUAUCUGACAGUGCCAACAAACAACAGUAAUAGUGGAAUAUACUUGUUAAAAAAUGAAAUGCAGUUAGAUUGUUUCUGUGGAGAUACCUUAAUUGAUUCAAUUUGGUCUUUAUUUUCUCCCAGAGUCUGCAGUAUAAAAGUACGAAAACUCUCUAAGCAUUUCAUCUGUUUCUGCAUUCAUUUGUUACUGCACUGUUACCCUAUCAGUCAUGGACCACUUGCUGUCUUUGUGCUUAGCAAAAUUUGCUGCAGGUGUUAGCAUGCACUUUCUCUCCCUGCUGUCCACAAGCUGCUUUGCUUUCUAUUGCUUUCUAUUGCUUUCUAUUGCUUUCUAUUGCUGCAACUGAUGCUUUUUUUAGAACUCUGGAGAAGAGCUUUUGUUAGUCAGAUUAAUUCCUGCUUCUGAGCUCUAUUUAUCAUGGUUCCAGUAUCCCACUAAUGCUUUAUUUCCUUCCCUCUCCCUCUAACACACACAUGUUCUGUGCUCUUUGGUGUUCCUUGGAUUCUGCUGUCUAUAAUAUUCCCAGUUUAAUGGGAAAGCAUCUUGCAAGAAGUAGCACCCAGCGUUCACAACCAAGUAGAAAUGUUACUUGCAUCAAAUCCCUUGGUUCUGAAGGGCUCUGUGGACCACCAUUGUUAACCCUUUCAAUUGUGUUGUUUUUCAUUUCAGUAACCACUACAACAGUGUGGACAACCCAGAAUAGCCAUGGGGCAGGUGGAAUAGAUCCACAAUGGUGGAAAGACUUGCAAAUUUCAGGUCCAGGAACACAGAGAAGACCUACAUGAACAGGGACAUUUAAUUGAUGUACAAGGAGGGAAUAAACUGACUCAUCUCUGAGAGACCUUUCUAUUUAGGAAGGAAGGCAGGGGAAUGAUGCAGUUUCUUUGGAUUUUGUUUUGUGGAUUUUGGGGUGGGAGUUGUUCGUUUCUGUGUUUAUUUUCCAGAACACCUGAGAUUUAUCCUGCAUUCAUACAGUUCAAGAAGGGAAGGGGCUCAGGSCUGAUACCCUAGCAGACCCUAGCAGUCAUGCCUGUCCCUGUUGCACAGUACCACAGGGUCAUCCCCUACCUGCACCACUGCUCACUUGGCAKCCCACUCAUUCACAGGAGUAUGGAGAGGAGAAUGGAAUACAAAGCAGAGGCAUUUGUGUGAUCUCUCAUGUCCUACGUAUCUAGCUGUUUGUGAACGACUACAGUGACUUGUUUUGGUGUUGUGGUCAGCCUGCAGCCCUUUUUUGUACUUAAUAAAGAAACUUCUGGAGAAGAGUCUGUGAAUUCACUAUUGAGCAUAACACCCUUUACUUAUGGCARUUAUUCUAAAACUGUUGUCUAACUCCCCUUCUGUGGAAUGGAGGCAUACCCAAAGUGGGGUGGAGGUGGGCAUGUAAGUGYCUGUGAGCAUGUGUGCAGUAAUAUCAAAAGUAUAACCCAGGACCUGUCAAACAUUAAAACUAAAGUUUCGUCAAAGUAGGACUUAGUCCAUCAGUAGCUGAACAGGACACUCUUUUGUACACUGUUGUAAUACAUAAGAAAUUUUGUACAAGCAGAAAAUAGUAUUUUUAUAUGUUUGCUUUYCCCAGUCCCGUGAGGUUUUCAGAUACAGGCUGUGGAGGAUGCACAGGAUGUUGCCUGCUAACAAAACGGGUUUGAUUAACAGCUUGCAUUGCUGGCUGUAAGCUGAUUGUUCUCUGCACUGUGCUGAGUCAAUGCUCAGUGGGCUCCAGGGUGUUGAACAGAGAGGCUACAGGCACACACAAUGGCUUGCAGUUACUGUGAAUGAUGCCAGUGCUCCUUAUGKGAGAGGUUCCCUCCUCUGUCACCUCAGAUAAAGAUCCCAGGUCUUAAAUCCAGCAGACUGCAUGGUUUGUGUAGCUGAGCAGGAACUGCCCUCCCUUUGGACUCCGGCCUGCUGCUCAGUGGGAGUGUAAUCUGUCUGAAAGAGAAAAGAGGGAAGAAAACAAGCAUGUAGUUGCUUCUGUGAGCAGCUACAGUGGUGURUGGGAAUCUGGUUAGUCAAAGGUAGCAGCACAUCUCUCACCAUAGUUUUGCAUUUGUCCUGCGUUCUGCAGGUUUCCUCAUUUCACCAUGCUUUCUCUUGCAAUGCUUUUUUGGUCUAUGGGCUUUUAUCCUGCUUUGUGGGUAUCUGCUUCUUGGAGAGGCACAGGAAUUCUGUGGUGUCUGCUGCUCAUGCAGUCUGUAGCUUAGUCCCACCAAUGUGAGGCUGUGGUGCAGACAUAAAAACAGCGCUCCAGGUCAUGAAAGCCUUUCAGUGCUGGAAAGGGGUGUCACAGCAGUCAUGAUGAUACUUGCUGCUUUCAAUGGCAAAGAGACUUGGUGCUCCUCAGCAUCUCUCCUCAGAUGCAUGGAUUGUGUUCCCAAUUCUUCUCUACAGAGCCCUUUCUCACAUCUCUGAAAMAGAAUGAUUAAAGCCUUCAAAUGGUUUUGGAAACCUCCAUGGGGACAUUGGAAACUAAAUUCUUCUCCCACAAUCUUCCUGAAACUUCUGAAGGUCUUUGAAAUCUUCCAUAGAUUAUGUCUUUUUAAAGCCCUGCCGAAAUUGCAAGAUGAGCCCCAGGAAGGCAGUGUAAGUGGAAACGUGGAGCAAUGCUGGCAGGAACAGUUCAGCAUGUGGGAAUGUGCCUGUCCUUGUAACAGGACUGGUGCUCUCUGUCAGGAAUUCAAUUUCCUGGUUAUACUGGUGCCAGCUGUGGCCCUAUACUAAAAGGUAACAUUUUCUUCUGAAGGCUAUGUUUUGAUUUUAUGUGAAAAAUGCACUGCGUUUUCCUUGGCAUGUUCACAUUUGUGCUUUGAAUGGUUCUUGAGAACUUACAAAUCAGUUGAUAAAGGCAAUGCAUAAGCUGACCUGCUGGGAACUUCAGCACCUUUCUCAGGACUCCCGGCCCAUCCACUGGAAAAGGUAAAUCACAACUACACCUGGAACAAUGUAAUUUGUGUGCUUUAAUAUGAAAAUUAAUGACCUUUUAUUGUUAUUCUUGGGAACCAAAACUUCUUUGAGCAGGGAUUGAGAAGUGAGAAGUUUUCAUUCAAAGCACAAAUACCUACUUUUUUUCAAGGUAUUUGCCAUCUCCURUUGAGCUGAGGUACUAGUGUUUGCUGUUUUCAACAAAACAAAUCGAUUUGUCCUAAACCUGCAUCUCAGCUCUCUGGGUUCAUUCCCUUAGGUUUCUGUUUUGAGUGCAUGAAGUUCCAAUGAGAUUUUAUUUUAACAAGAGCCAUUYAUGGGUAAGGUAGUUUUCUAUCCAUCUUAUAUACAGGAGAACACUAGCUCUGAGCAUAGACACCUUCUGUAAGGGCAGCUUGUCCUCAUCCCUCCUGGUACAGAAGAAGGUGACAGAGCAUGCCAAGGACAACCCAUAAUUUUGAUAUCACUGUGGAGGGCAGGUGACGUACCAGGUAUUUAGGCAGAUGCUAUUUUUGUGUAAAAUGCCUGCUAUAGCAGGGAAUGAGACUYAGUAAUUUAGAAGAGCUAUACAGUGCUAUCCCUGCUCUGGGAUACUGUCAUAGUCCCCAGGGACAUCCCCCCAUCCAGAACUGUUCUGUAGGAUCCUGGUGGAUAGCUUGGCAGCAGCAAAAGCCACCUGGCUGUUUAUGGCAGAUAUAUGGGGUCACAGGUUUCUUGUGGCUGGAGUGGCAUAUAAGAAGGAUGCAGAGGGCAGCCCAAUGCUGCACAUUGCCACCAGUGAGACUGUUCUACACCCGGGCACUGGACUUACAUCAGCAAGUACCAGAGGCUAGUGUGGCAGGGUAGGCAAGCAAAGAAGUGACCUCAGUGCUUUCCAAGAGGUGACUCCAGAGGUUCUGCACAGUGCAGGUGAGCAGCCCCAUGCCUGUUGUAUUUUUGGCAAGCCUUGGUGGUGAAAGCAAUGGAACAGCACCAGUCUGACUCUUUGUCCUUGUGGCUGCCAGGGGAGCAAGUCUUUGCAGGGCUGGAGGAGCAAGCCCGCCAAGCCAUGAUGAAAAACAGCUUUCCUGGACCUCUUGGGGACCAAAGGUCAACAAUUCAUCCACUGCAAGACCCUGACUCCAGCAGCAGUGGCAGCGAUGAUGAGGAAACCACCCAGGAUGAAGUUUCUUCCCAUACAUCUGAGGAAGAUGGCACCAUGGUGAAAGUGAAGAAGGAAUUAGAAAAUGCAGAACGACCUGUGGCCGGAACUCCACUGACGAGAGAAAAUGAGGUGCCUGAGAGUUUGAAUGCUGAGCCCAUGCUGGGACUCUCACAGUGCCCGCUCUGCCAGCUGGAGUGUGGAAGCAGGGAUCAACUCAUUGCACAUGUGUACCAGCACACUGGAGCGGUGGUGAGUGCCAAGAGCUACCUGUGUCCUGUGUGCGGCAGAGCCCUCAGCUCCCCAGGAUCCCUCGGGAGACAUCUCCUGAUCCACUCAGAGGACCAGCUGUCCAACUGUGCAGUGUGUGGAGCACGCUUCACCAGCCAUGCCACCUUCAACAGUGACAAGUUGCCAGAGGUGCUCAGYGUGGAUCGGCUGCCAGCACCACAGAACCAGGGCCCCUCCAGCACCGAGGGCAAAGAUGUUGCCUUYUGCAGCCCCGUGUAUCCUGCGGGCAUCCUCCUGGUGUGCAACAACUGUGCUGCGUACCGUAAGCUGCUGGAGGCACAGAGCCCUGGCGUGCGCAGGUGGGCCCUGCGGCGGCAGAAGGAGCCGCUGGAGGUGCGGCUGCAGCGCCUGGAGCGGGAGCGCACGGCCAAGAAGAGCCGGCGGGACAACGAGACCCCCGAGGAGCGCGAGGUGAGGCGCAUGCGGGACCGGGAAGCCAAGCGGCUGCAGCGCAUGCAGGAGACAGAUGAGCAGCGAGCRCGGCGGCUGCAGCGGGACCGGGAAGCCAUGCGCCUGAAACGCGCCAACGAGACCCCCGAGAAGCGGCAGGCSCGGCUCAUCAGGGAGCGCGAGGCCAAGAGGCUCAAGCGGCGCCUGGAGAAGAUGGAUAUGAUGCUCCGGGCACAGUUUGGCCAGGAUCCCUCCGCCAUGGCCGCUUUGGCAGCCGAGAUGAACUUUUUUCAGCUGCCAGUGAGCAAUGUGGAGCUGGAGAGCCAGCUGCUGGGCAAAAUGACCUUUGAGGAGCAGAGCAACAGUGCAUUGCACUAAAUCCCAGCCGAGAACUGUUCCGCCUUUGCUACACCUGCCACAUGUGCAUUAGCAGGCUUCUGCACUCAGGAGGCUGCUGUGGCUCCCUGCCUGCCACUCCCUGACAGGCGCUUCUGGCUUUCCUCUGAACCCAGGAGGAGAMCAGAGCUGAGAGAUGCCUGCCAAAGUAGCUCUGGUGGGAGCACAUUCUGAGGAUAYGGUCUUCUCUGGGGGCCAAGUCACAGACUGUGACAGAAGGAAAAUAAAUUAAUGUUCAAAUGUA